CCAUUAUCAUCCAUGGCGAUUAAACCGUUGUUUAUGUUAACUGCAAGAAUCCUCACAUUUUUUUUCCUACUCAUAUCACUCAUCGUCCUCGCCACAACUGAAGAUUUUAAUCAAAUUUCUGCUUAUCGUUACACAUUCUCUGCAAUUGUGAUUGGAUUAAUGUACACAUUCCUACAAACUGCCUUGACAAUAUUUCAUUUGAUCUCUGGCCAAAACAUUUGUGGAGAUGUCUUGGCUCACUUUGAAUUUUAUGGUGAUAAGGUUUCUUCCCACCUACUAGCCACUGGAGCAACAACAGGUUAUGGAAUUACCUCUGCAGCUGCCAGUCUUCUUCUGAUAGCAUUCUUCUUCUCUGCAAUUUCCUCUAUUUUUUCUUCUUUUAAUCUCCAUAAUAAUAAGAGUUGAAUUCCCAAGUAUUUUGUGUUUUGGACCAUUUUAGUAUACAUAAUUUGUUUCUUGUAACGUUAACUUUAGCGAGUAACCAUUUUAUUUCUGUGAUUAUUGUUGAAUACUGUAAU
Molecule: messenger RNA, 518 nt
Organism: Nicotiana tabacum (common tobacco)
Lineage: Eukaryota; Viridiplantae; Streptophyta; Magnoliopsida; Solanales; Solanaceae
Product: CASP-like protein 4D1
Source: RefSeq, a predicted model, not a curated record